CGACCGAAAUGUUGGCUGCCCUAGUUCUUCAAUGGCCAAUGGAAAAGCAGGAAAUGCUGUCCGGCUCUGAAAUCUGAAACAUUUUUGACACGACACGCUAGAAGAAGAGUGUCCACAUAUUUUGUUAGCAACAAAUUAUUCUAUUUAUUAAAUAACUAUUAAUUACCAUCAUUAAUACUCAACUCUGUUUUCGUGAGUUAAAAAAACUUCUAUUUGAAUAUAUUUUCUCAGUCGUACAAGUGUCCAACAGGUUGUUGUGAAAGCCCUAACCUCAAAAUAGUUGCUUUAUGUAAUAAAAUUAUAUUUUCUUCAUGGCUGGAAAAAGGAGAGCUACUUCAGAACUAAAUCGAGAUAAUUGGGAUAAGGAUGAACCUGCAGAAGAGAGUGGUGUAUAUACCAAAGCCUCUGAGGAACUCUUAAAAAAAAGAGUGUUUAAAACAGCUAAACGUAGAAUCACUAAACCCCCUGAGGAAGGAUCAAUGAGUGCCUUCAAUCCAGCUAGUUUGGCUAAUCUCACAUCGAAAUCACAUCAACCGGCUAAUCAGUUGUUUAGUUUCUUGUCAGAUAUGAAACCUGAUGCUUCAAAAACUAAUGGAAUGAGUACUAAGCCUAAUGAUCAAGGAGAUGGAAAGUCUGAGUCAUUUUCAUUAUUCACUUUUGGGAAUGCAAUGGGGAAGACAGAAAAUAGUUCACCUUUUGGAAAUACUGCUAAGAAAAAUGAAGAGAAGAGUAGUCCAAUGUUUAGUUUUGGAGGUACUAAUUCUAAGGUUGAUGAUAAAGUGACUACUUCAGUACCAUCAUUCAGAUUUGGUGAUAUUGGAGAUCCAUUAUUCAACCAAGGGAAUAAAAAAGAUGAGACCACUAUCCAGAAUGAGAAGACUUCAGAAAAUAUUGAUCACUAUUAUGCAAAACUAAAAGGUCUAAAUGAGAGUGUUGCAAAAUGGAUCAGUAAGCAUGUUGAAGACAAUCCUUUGAUCAAUUUACAACCUAUAUUCAAAGAUUAUGAGAAAUUUUUCGAUGAAAUUGAAAAAGAAUACCAUAAAUCUGAUAAUGUUGGGAGUGAUGGAAAAAAUGAAUCUAAGAUAUGUGCUACAAUCAUAAAACAACCUGAAACAGAGGUAACUACAACUCCAUCCGAUUCUUUCAAGUUUAGUUCAUCUUCCAUUGAAAAAAAUGUCUCUUCUAAUAAAAUUGAUUUACCAGCAACUUCCAUAUUUAAGUUUGGUAAUACUGUUGCGUCAAGUGAUAAAAAUCCUAGUGAGAAGGUAGAGUCAUCUACUCCAUCGACCCUAUUCAAAUUUGGUGCUACAAAUACCUCAUUCAAUGUUUCUACCAGUAAAACUGAGCAAUCGUCCUUUAAAUUUGACACAUCUACUGUAAGUGACGUUCCUAACACAAUAACACAGCCUAAAUACAGUUUCGGAGGCAGUGGUUCAGGAUUUUCCAGUUUACAGGGUUUCACUUCGAAUCCUAUUUUGAGUACUCCUAGUACAAUCAACUUUGGUAGUAUUCCUAGUAGUACUUCCAAUAAUGAAGAAAAUAAAGACGAAGAAGAAUCCGAGGAACCCCCAAAGGUUGAGGUCAAAGAAGUUGAGGAAGAAGGGCAAAUUUACACGAUACGCUGUAAGUUGUUCGUGAAGAAAGAUGGCACCUUUGUAGAAAAAGGAGUCGGAAAUCUCUUUUUGAAGCCUGUUCCAGAAUCAGACAAAAUUCAGGUUAUAGUUAGAGCGCACAACUCACUAGCGAAUGUCCUAUGUAAUUUCAUAUUAUCGAAAAGCAUACCUACUCAGAGAAUGGGUAAAAAUAACGUCAUGAUUGUAUGUAUACCAACGCCUGAAUCCAAACCUCCUCCAAUUCCUGUUUUAAUCAAGGUGAAAACUGGUGAAGACGCAGAUCAAUUGCUAGAAACUCUGGAGAAACAUAAAAAAUAAACAUUGCUACAAUUCAUGAGAUGACGAAAACUUGUUAAUUUAUGUAACUGUUGAUAACUGUGUAUACUGCUUUUUGGUGGUUAAUCAUAGAAUAGUAUGAUUGAUAUCCUUUUUGUAAUAGGGUACUCUAACAAACUGUCAAAAUUGUUGGUUACCAUAGGGCAGGCAAAUGGUUUCCUAGAAACAGCGUGUGUGAAGGUUUGCCGAGCAACCAAUGGCAACUAAGAAUUUUGACAAUUCAUUGGAGUGCCGUAUAUCACCAAGGGGUAACCCUUAUAACCUAAGACAUUUUUAUUGAAUAAUAAAAAAUACCAGAUGAAUGACAUCUUAUGUUCAAUGGAGAAACUUAAAGUGGAAAAUUCCUCAGCCAAAGGGUUAAGUUUUCAUGAGGCAUCAUAAUGUAUUCUUGCAAAUAGUGUUUGUCAAUUAAAAAUCAUUUUUUCAUGUUCAACAUUUGUAUAUCAAAAUUAGAUCUGCAGCUGUACAAUAUUUUCUCGCCCAUUUGUCUUGUAUUCAGAUUAAUUUUAUAUCGAGUCCUCUUUCAUUGUCAUCAAUUUUUCGAUGAAUCAUCCUGUAAGUUGUAUAUUUUUUUAAGCGUAAAUCAAUUAAAAAGUUUUAUUUCCA
Coccinella septempunctata (seven-spotted ladybird) is the source of this 2555-nucleotide messenger RNA. It is a transcript of the gene Nup50, whose product is annotated as nuclear pore complex protein Nup50. Gene Ontology annotation, cellular component: nuclear pore. The record is from RefSeq and is a predicted model, not a curated record. Gene Ontology annotation, biological process: protein import into nucleus. The transcript is spliced from 2 exons. Lineage: Eukaryota; Metazoa; Arthropoda; Insecta; Coleoptera; Coccinellidae. Bases 312 to 1931 code for a protein of 539 amino acids.